UCCUGGAAGAGCAGCAGAACCCAGACUCAGCCCUGGCCUCGCAAUGGCUCCGCCAGAGCCCCAGCCUGGAGACCUGAUCGAGAUUUUCCGCCCUUUGUACUGUCACUGGGCCAUCUACGUUGGCAAUGGAUAUGUGAUCCACCUGGCCCCUCCGAGUGAAUUCGCGGGGGCUGGUUUUGGAUGUGUCUGCUCAGUGCUGAGCAACAGGGCCGUCGUGAAGAAGGAGCGGCUGUGCUUCGUGGCCGGGAGAGACCGCUACCGGGUCAACAACAAGCACGAUGACAAAUACAGGCCGUUGCCUCCCAGCCAAAUCGUCCAGUGGGCGGAGGAGCUGGUGGGCCGGGAGGUUCCCUACAGGCUGACCAGCAAGAACUGCGAGCACUUUGUCAGUAUGCUGCGCUAUGGGAUCCCCUGCAGCGACCAGGGCAGAGAUGCCAUCUUGGCAUGUCUCUUAGGAGCAACGAUGGGCAUCGGACUUGGCAUUGGAGGACCAGUGAGCCUGUUAAUCGGCUUAGGAGGAGCGUUCGGCCUGGCAACCAUGGCUUUUCGAUCCAUGAACUGAAAAUAAAGGAAACAAAAGCAAAGACCAGACGAGAGUGAGGUCUCAGCAGUGAUUUUACACUUUCAGGGGGUCUUGUUUUGCUAGAGGGUUUGACGUUUGGUUUGUGGAUUUCAUUCUGUUUUAAAAUAAUGCUUACUUUCACAAAAUAAAAUAAAG
Molecule: messenger RNA, 718 nt
Organism: Hippopotamus amphibius kiboko
Lineage: Eukaryota; Metazoa; Chordata; Mammalia; Artiodactyla; Hippopotamidae
Product: phospholipase A and acyltransferase 3-like
Exons: 4
Coding region: 44-562 (172 amino acids)
Biological process (GO): N-acylphosphatidylethanolamine metabolic process
Cellular component (GO): cytoplasm
Molecular function (GO): glycerophospholipid phospholipase A1 activity; A2-type glycerophospholipase activity
Source: RefSeq, a predicted model, not a curated record